Messenger RNA from Manihot esculenta (cassava), 1630 nucleotides. Its product is annotated as GDSL esterase/lipase At5g03820. The coding region runs from base 394 to 1455 and encodes 353 amino acids. Lineage: Eukaryota; Viridiplantae; Streptophyta; Magnoliopsida; Malpighiales; Euphorbiaceae. Gene Ontology annotation, molecular function: hydrolase activity, acting on ester bonds. The record is from RefSeq and is a predicted model, not a curated record. The transcript is spliced from 5 exons.
AGUUUUAUGUUGUUUACGAUAAGGAAGAAGAAAAUGGAAGCAUCAUAUGUAUAAUGUGAUAAGGAAUUAGAAAGGCACAAAACCGUUUCCUCUCUCUGCUGUAAGUUGCAGCCAACUCCAUCGUCACCUUCUCAAACUUACAUAUCAGCAUGACCAAAUCAGCUAACACUUUUGGUUAGCCUAAUAAGUCCAGAUUGAAUUAGAGGACAAACAAAAUCAUGGGUUCUAUGAGGUGCUAAACAUGCCUCAUUCCCUGGAAAUAAGCAGCUUUUUUUAAGACACUUUGUAUCAUUUCUCACCCUUCUUUAAAUUCUCCUCCCCACCUGCCCUACUCUUCUCUGUCUUCAGCCUCAGCACUAGCCACAAGCUUUUCUUUUUAAGAAAAAAAGAGAAAUGGAGUUUGCAUGUACUAAACUUUGGGGCACAAGCCUUUGUCUUCUUGUUUUGGUAUGCUCAGUAGCUCAUGCAGAUCCUAUUGUUCCAGCACUCAUCAUCUUUGGAGAUUCUGUUGUUGAUGUGGGUAAUAAUAAUAAUCUGAAUACAAUUAUCAAGGCAAAUUUUCCUCCUUAUGGAAGAGACUUUGUUAAUCAUAGGCCAACUGGAAGAUUCUGCAAUGGAAAACUAGCUACAGACUUCACUGCUGAGUACCUGGGGUUCACUUCAUAUCCACCAGCUUACCUUGGCCAAGAUGCCAGAGGAAACAAUCUCCUGACUGGUGUUAACUUUGCCUCAGCUGCUUCUGGUCUCUAUGAUGGCACUGCAAGGCUAUAUGGUGCCAUUCCACUGACCCAGCAGUUGAAUUACUACGAGGAGUACCGAAGAAACGUUGUAAACUUGGUAGGAAGCGCCAAGGCAGACGAGACAUUCUCUCGUGGUAUCCAUCUGUUGAGUGCUGGAAGCAGCGACUUUAUUCAGAAUUACUAUAUCAAUCCUCUUCUUAACACAGUCUACUCUCCAGAUGUCUUCUCUGAUAAUCUCAUGACAUAUUACUCUACUUUCAUUCAGAAUCUAUAUGGAAUGGGAGCAAGAAGGAUUGGAGUGACAAGUUUACCACCAACCGGGUGUUUGCCUGCAGCUAUUACCCUCUUUGGUGCAGGAAGCAACGAAUGCGUUCAGAGGUUAAACCGCGAUGCCAUUUCCUUCAACAAGAAGUUAAAUAGCACUUCCAAAAGCCUGGCAAACAUUCUCCCUGGCCUCAAACUCGUGGUUUUCGAUAUCUACGAGCCCCUCUUGGAUAUGAUCCUGAGGCCGAGUGACAAUGGUUUCUCCGAGGCAAGAAGGGCUUGCUGUGGAACAGGUAUGUUAGAGACAUCAGUUCUCUGCAAUGCAAGGUCUUUGGGCACAUGCUCAAAUGCUACACAAUUCGUGUUUUGGGAUGGAUUUCAUCCUUCUGAAGCUGCUAAUAGGGUCUUGGCUGGUGAUCUACUCGCACAGGGACUUGAUCUCAUUUCUUGAAGCAGCUUCCACUGUAGUUGGAACAACUUGCUAUUAUUUUCUUGUCAUCUUCUUACAUAUAUGCUAUAUAUGAAUGUCAUCAGAAUACAUAGUUAUGUAAAAAACUUAGUUAGCCACGCACGGCAGCUUGAUUUUAUGUUUUCACCUAAGACAUUCACGCUUCCCUUAAGUAAAG